This is a messenger RNA of Triticum turgidum subsp. durum (durum wheat), 924 nucleotides long. The record is from the annotation of a GenBank genome assembly. Lineage: Eukaryota; Viridiplantae; Streptophyta; Magnoliopsida; Poales; Poaceae.
AUGAGCCCCCGCCGCCGUCCCCCGCUGCUCCUCCUCGCCGCCGUCGCCGUCGCCUGCGCCUGCGCCGCCGCCCGCCCCUGCGCGGCCCUCGUCCGCCUCGGUGCCGCCUCCUUCCUCGACGCCCCCGCGCGCUUCGGGCCCCGGGUGACCGGCGACGGGAUAUGCGGGUCGCUGCGCGCCGCGGAGCCCGCCGACGCGUGCGCGCCCGUCCGGGGCGCCCCCGGCGGGAGCGGCGGGAUGGCGUUCGUGCUCAUCGCGCGCGGGAACUGCAGCUUCGAGGGCAAGGUGCGGGCGGCGCAGCGGGCCGGCUUCGACGCCGCGCUCGUCCACGACGACGAGGACAAGGCCAGCCUCUACUCCAGAGAUGCGCACUUGGUGAAUGGAUUUGGCUUCCGCUGCCUGCCAAGUUAUGAUUCAAAGCACACAGUUGGACUCGGCGUGGUUGGCGAUCCUGAGGGCAUACACAUACCUGCGGUAUUCGUAUCCAAAAUGGCUGGGGAAACCUUGAAGAAGUUUGCCAGAGGUGAAGAUGGGGAAUGCUGUAUAAACUCGUCGAUGGAUGAGACUGCAGGGACAGUGUUGGUGAUGUCGUUCGUAUCACUUGUUGUCAUCAUAUCAGUUGUAGCUUCAUUUCUUUUCGCUCGGAACUGCCGACUUUUACGCAAUGGAGUUGAUAAUCGCCCACCUUACAUCAAGAAGCAUGUGGUGGAAAAGCUUCCUUCUGUGGUAUAUAAAGCUCCCUGCUCAAGUGGCAACAAUUGUGAAGAAGCCUGUGCCAUUUGUUUAGAAGACUAUGAUAAUGGUGACAUGCUUAGACUUCUCCCAUGCAAACAUGAGUUUCAUGUGGAGUGUAUUGAUCCCUGGCUGACAAAGUGGGGCACAUUUUGCCCGGUAUGCAAACUUGAGGUACUCACAGGUGGAUAA